This is a messenger RNA of Hyalella azteca, 1369 nucleotides long. RefSeq lists its product as uncharacterized. The coding region runs from base 84 to 443 and encodes 119 amino acids. The transcript has 3 exons. The record is from RefSeq and is a predicted model, not a curated record. Lineage: Eukaryota; Metazoa; Arthropoda; Malacostraca; Amphipoda; Hyalellidae.
CUGGACGGACGCAACGUCUAGCAGUACGGCGCUGACCUCUCUGUGAUAAAGAUUGUUCUUCUCUAGUGUUCAACUCUAGCAAAAUGAAGCUGCUCUUGGUAGCGUGCGUGGCGCUGCUGGCCGUGGUGGCCGUGCAGGCAGACAAGCUGCCCUCGGCGACGCCCGAGGAGAUAAACGACAUCCUCGCGACCCGCGAGAAAGCUAAGGAGUUCGUCGAUUGCGUCACGAGACCCAGGCGCUGCAGGGACGCCCGUGCCAAGGAUAUUGCUCGAAUUGCGCCAGAGCUCAUCCGCGUGCAAGGUAAAUGCAGCCGAGUCAAGGGACUUGAGUGCUCAGCCGACGACGAGCGCAACAUCAAGAUUGUGGUGAACACACUGAGCACCAAAUAUAACGACCUCUACCGACAGCUCAUCACGGACGCCGCUAACCCUGGACGCGGUUAGGCGAGGCUCUCGUUGAAGGUAAAUGCGACGCUUCAGACAAGAAGGAUCAUUGGAGGAGAACGGAAACUUGCAAGGUUCGGCUGAGUGCACACGAAGCGUUGUGGUAAACUUCAUGGCUAGUAACGUAUUCUUAUUAUUUAAUCUCAUCCUCACUAACAACUGUAAUGUUAAUUCCUAAGCAUCAAAUCACCAAUCACACAAAACUAUACAGGGCAAGGUGCUCCUGAGGUGGCAUGAUAAACUGGCUAAAGUAUCAACGAACAAAUUUAUAUUUGCGGAAUCAAGUGUUAACUAAGUAAGCUUCGUAGUUUUUACGGAUGCGAAAGUUAAAAUCUUCGAGAAUUUGGGAAAAUACGCACAAUCUCAAGCUUAUGCAAUAUCUAUCCAUGCAAACUAUCGCCAAAUCUAUUCCGAGAUCUAUUGCAGAUCUUUCCAACAUCGAAUGUGUUUUUGUUUGUUAAGAGAAAAAUGACUUACGUUUGAGGCUAUUACUCGUAAGGCAAAAUAAACUACGGCCCAUAUUAUCUGACCUUGAACGUUUUGCGCCAACACUUAUCUGGCAAUGCAUAUCUUUGGAUAUAUAUUAUAAUGAUCUCAAAUGAGAAAAUUAUUUUAUUUCUGUUGGUUUUCUUCGGAAAUAUUUACAAGCUUCGUUUGUUAGCGAACGUAACUAAGUGUUGAACUCAUAUCUGUGAUACCUUCGGAUUUAGUUGAUGAAUUUAUCGGGCACUUUUCAUGUCGUUGGAUUGUGAACGAAUGAUAAACUAAAUUAAUGUAAUACAACACCCAUUCAAUCGAAAAAUUUUUUUUAUCAAUUUGAUGCACUGUCAUCUUAAUUACUUCUAGAAAUGAUAAGACCUCUUAAAGUAUCUCCUUAAAAUGUGAAAAAAGUCUUGCUCAUCUUUUUGGAAAUUUUUAAAUAAAUU